Andrographis paniculata is the source of this 1258-nucleotide messenger RNA. RefSeq names its product B-box zinc finger protein 21-like. Bases 142 to 915 code for a protein of 257 amino acids. Gene Ontology annotation, biological process: regulation of DNA-templated transcription; photomorphogenesis. The record is from RefSeq and is a predicted model, not a curated record. Gene Ontology annotation, molecular function: zinc ion binding. NCBI's taxonomy places the organism in Eukaryota, Viridiplantae, Streptophyta, Magnoliopsida, Lamiales, Acanthaceae. Gene Ontology annotation, cellular component: nucleus. The transcript is spliced from 2 exons.
UCAAUAAAGCCAUCCUCCACUUGCUCUUCCCAAAUUCCAGAGCGUUUCUUUCCCUCUAUUGAUCACCAAAACCCAUUUAAUUAAUUUAAAUCUAAGUUAAAUUUCUUGAUCGAAGAAUAGGUGAAUUAAAACUGUCCAGAAAUGAAGAUCCAGUGCGACGUGUGCCAGACAGACGAGGCUUCCGUUUUCUGCGCUGCCGACGAUGCCGCCCUCUGCGGCGGCUGCGACCGCCGCGUCCACCACGCCAACAAGCUCGCCGUCAAGCACCGCCGCUUCUCCCUCCACCGCGCCGCCUCCCCCAUCUGCGACAUCUGUCAGGAGAAAAAGGGUUUCUUAUUCUGCCAUCAAGACAGGGCCAUUCUGUGCAGACAAUGCGAUUCUUCGAUCCACGCAGCCAAUGAGCUCACGCAGAAGCACACGAGAUUCCUUCUUACAGGUCAAACGCUGUCCGAAAAUCCCACAGUUAAUUAUUCUUCUUCCUCCUCCUCCUCCUCUACUUCACCGGAAAAGCCCUCUCCGGCGGCCGACAGCUCAUUGUCGUCGAGCAGAAUUUCCGACUACUUCAUACAAACAUUACCCGGAUGGCAUUUUGACGAGUUUCUUGAUUCCAGCUUCGAUCCAUUUUCGACUUAUAAUUGCAAUGAUUCUUACCAGAGUGGAGGGACUGAAGUGGGCCUGCCAUUCUUGGACGAACACGAUCUUGGUCAUGGUGGUGAUCUUGACAGCGGCAACAACAAUAAUAGUACGAGGAGUGGCUUCCCGAUUGGGCAAAUGGAGCUGUGGGUCCCGCAAGCUCCCCAACCUCCAUUACAAUAUGAUCAUCAGCAGCACCAGCUGCUUACAAUGCAACAAACACCACAAGCACAAUUACUGUACGAGGAUGGAUAUCAUCAAUUAUCAGCACCAAUUAGCUAGGGCUCAAGAAAUCAGCUCCUUAGCUGUUCCAGAUAUGAUCCCACGACAUUCAAGCACUAUUGCUGCCUUCAAGAGAUUAAAAAGAACACCAACUUUGUCCUGACUUAGAGACAUCAUCGAUCAUGAUCAUCUACGUCCAUUCGAAAAAAUAUGAUUCUAAGAGUCAUUUAGAUAGAAGUUUUUGGAGGUUGCAGGAAGUUGGAACUUAGAAGAAUAAUAAAAUAAAUAGGAUUAAAGGUAUUAAUGUAAUAUUUUUUUUAGAAAAUUGUCAUUGAUAAAUAAUGUCAAAAGUUUGGAAAAGAUUGAUUAUAAUACUGAGGCAAAUCAACAUAGUACUUAAUUA